CGUUGCUUUCGCUGUGCACUUGGGAGCCAAAGCAGCUGGGCUAUCCUUGGCCGUUUCCCGACGAAAUCUGCCGCGACGACCGCAUGACAGAUAGUUUGCGGCCAGCCUCGGCGCACAUGGCUAACCAUGGGCGUCAGCAUUUUGUCCUGACGCUCGUGAAGCUGUCCUUGGGCACCAUCGCCGUGCUCUCAAGUGGCGCUGGCGGCGCGGACGUCACCACGACAUCAACCGAGGAUGGCAGCGCGGAGGUGGAGACGAUGUGGUCCUCUGCUAUCUUACUUGGCGGGCCACCAACGCCAACGCCUGCACCAACGCCAGCAACCGACCCACGCCUGCACCAUUACCGACUUCAAGUGCCGGUAGCACCAACGCCAGCGCUGACCCCUGCGCCCUCUUUUUGUGCCGACGCAGACGAUGGGACAGAACAUGUAGCAGAUGACUUGCGUCGCCGUUGUUGAUUUGUGCAUAGCACCAACCCCGGUGUCUACGCCAGCACCGACCCCAGUGCCCACCCCUGCACCGACUCCAGCACCUACGCCCGCACCUAACACCAGCGCCUACGCCCGCACCAACGCCAGCACCGACGCCUGCGCCAACGCCCGCGCCCACGCCUACACCAACACCAGCGCCAACACCAGCACCAACGCCAGCGCCGGCGGGUCUCAUUGUCGACACGGAAAAGACGGCGAACAUAGAUUUUUUGAUAGUGGGCAUCAUAGUUGGUGCGAUUGCGAUUAUGUGUUGUUGUGUUCGAGUUCUCUUGUACCUCACUUGUGUUGCUUAAGGAAGCUGUGUCCCGAAAUGAUCUCGAGCACGGGACGCCCAGGACAUAGGAUGGGUUGCGCCCAAGGCGCCCCCAAGGAGAAACCCUUUGCCGAUCGACGAAGAAUUCCAAGAAAACAAGUAGUCACGCAUGCAGUCGGCUAUGUCAGCGGGGUCGCAGCAGAGCGGCUGCUCCAAGCCGGCGCGCUGCAGUUCGUCACGCGGUGCAUCGACCAGAACGUCCCCGAGGAGCGAGAUCGGAGCAUCGCCGAGGAGCAAUUUUUCGUCGACAGGUAUGCGAUCGGCUACGUCAUGCGGGAAAUUUCACGUAGUCCGUUGGCUGCCUCAGGCCUGGCGACGCCAGGCUGCCGCGCAGCUGAUCGCGCAGGCUCCACCCAGGCCUCAGGGCUUACGGUUAAGUCCCAGAAAGGUUCUUGCGAAGGCCUGGAGCGCGGAGCGCGCCGGGGGCGGCGCCAGAGGCGCCGUUAUGGUCCCAGCGCCGAACCAAGAACUCCCUGAGGACCUCUGAAAAGGGUAAUGUGUCUUUGGGUUUGGGGCCAACUCGGAAUGCCCCCAGCGACAUUGGCCAUCUUUGCAGGUGCAGCGUUCUGAGGCUUGUGGUGGUGUAGCGUUCUGAGGCAUCACCCGCUUCGCCAUAUGUCUGUCCGACUGCUCUGGGCCUCAGACAACCACUGCAGGAGGAUGGCCAGGCUCUCCCCGCCAGUUUGCUCUAGGCCUUGUACGGCCAUGUGGACUGCAGGCCAGCUGCGCUGCUCUGCACAGCCGAGCUACCUUGGCUGUGCCUUUCUGUUUUUGCUCCCAACCCUCCCUUCCUCCCUUCCUCUGUUUGGGCUUCCUGGCUUCACGGCCCCUUCUUCUGGAAUGGCUCGUUUCGCGGUAGCGCAUCUUUGAGUGAUUCUUGCCGCUGCAAAGCGCUUUGUUUAUAAUCUAUAGCAUUCCCAGCUAGAACUGCCCCACCAGCGAUUUACCAGCAACCUCUGCCCUGCUGAGCUCGGGGCUAUGAUGUUCCAACUAUGCGACUUCUGCUCCCGUCUCUCCCAUUCUGGCGUCCACUUUGCCGACUCCAAUUGUUGUGUAAACGACUGUGGUGUUGGCAUCUCCGACGACUCUUGAUUUCAAGUUUCUUAAAGUAGCCAGACCCCAACAGGGAUGAAACGAACCGCUACCCGGGCAGUGGCGGGAUGAGAUGGGCUGAGGGAUCUAAAUUUGCGUUUAUGCGCGAAGCGCGCACGUGUUUCCAGUCAUUGUGCCACUCGCGCCAAUGCGUGUCAGGCUGCCGACCAGAUAAGCCAAGCUGAUGCGUUCCCGUC
This is a messenger RNA of Prorocentrum cordatum, 2093 nucleotides long. The record is from the annotation of a GenBank genome assembly. Lineage: Eukaryota; Dinophyceae; Prorocentrales; Prorocentraceae.